This is a messenger RNA of Enterobius vermicularis (human pinworm), 1521 nucleotides long. The record is from the annotation of a GenBank genome assembly. NCBI's taxonomy places the organism in Eukaryota, Metazoa, Nematoda, Chromadorea, Rhabditida, Oxyuridae.
AUGGCUGCUCAGAUUAGUGAAGGAUCAUAUGAAAAUAGAAAUAAGUCUAGAGACACGAAACUUAGUUGGCGAAAAUUGAAGGGCUCUUUGCGAGAAGAAGAAAGCCAGGCGAUUCCAACUACCUCGAAGGGUACUCAUUUGAAAACGCAUUUCAGUGCUGAGGUUGAUGAAACAGAAAGUCAAAAUGUUGCCGUGGCUGAAGUCAACCAAAAAAGCAAUACAAGUGUACGGAAUGCAGAUACUUCUGGAGGCUUCAGUGCUAGGGCGAGAAAACUGCUGCAAAGGAUUGAAAUUUUUAAGGAAACGAAGACUUCGAGUGCUUCAGGAAGUUUGGCUAAGGAAGAAAGUUCCGAAAGUUUAAAGUCUGCAAAGAGCUUUUGGAAACAACGUGACCGCCUAAGCAAUAAGGGCUUAGAAAGUUCCAGCAGGGUUCAUGCAGACUCUAGUAAAACUUCUAAAAAUAUCAGUGUAAUUCCCGAAACAUCCUAUAAAAGCUUCGAGAGCACCAGUAAGCGUAAAAACAGCUUUGGCGGCAUAUUUGCAAUAACAAAAUCAGUUGUCAAUAUUGAAGGCUCUAAGUCAAAACCUGGUUUCUCGGCAAAGUCGUUACCACGUGCUACCUCAAAGGAUGCUAGUGAAAUCACGGAAACCACUAAAAAACUGUUUGAUGAAAUGGUUUCAAAAAUUGAAAAACCGGUGUCAAAGAAGCCCAAAAUUCAGAUGCCAGAGGAAGCUGAAGAAGAUCAGAGUACCGUUGAAAGACGAUGGUUUAGUGUUAAAAAAAAAGAGCCGGAAUUUCAACCUUCAGUAUCAAGAAAUGAAACGGCUUCUAGCGCCAGUAUUAAUACUAAAGAGGAACUGUCGAAAAAUAAAGAAGUUGAAAACGACACUAUACGAAGGCAUACUCCAACAAUUAUAAUUGAACCGUAUAAGGGUAUUAGUAUGCGAGUCGACAGCGACUUACCAAGUGAACCAAAUGCUACGCUUAAUGAAGAGAGUAGAAGAUCACGACAUAAUUCGAUGACAAAAGCACAAGCAAUAGAACUCGCUUCCAGAAUUUUGAGUACACCGGAACCAAAUAAACCUUCCACAACAGCGUCACUACAAAAAACGAUCAAUGAAAGACGCAGCCUAAUUUUGGAGGCAAACCGGUUAGUGAAAAAGCAGCCAAACAAGGACUUCUUGCAUGGUGUCAGUGGGCGACUAAAAAUUAUCCAGCAACCUUAUUCAUCACACUCUCAGGUAAAGAUAACGAAUUUUUCAUCGUCUUGGGCCGAUGGAAUGGCAUUUUGCGCUCUCGCACAUCGAUUCAGCUCGCCUUCAACCAGUUUCGAUUUCAAUACAUUAAACCCAGCUGAACGUGAGAAGAACUUAAACCUUGCCUUCAGCACGGCUGAGGCCAAUGGUGUGGUGCCACUAUUAGAAGUUGGCGACAUGAUCUUGAUGGGUGACAAACCUGACUGGAAGUGCAUCUUUAUCUACGUACAAUCUUUUUACAUAAAAUUUAAAGACCGAGUUUAG